GAAAUGAAGCGGAAGUUGUCAUCAGAACAAGCAGCAGCGAGCGGUUUGAUAACAAAGAUCCGAUAAGCUGAACAUCAGGCGCAGCUGAUUAUUGGCUGUUAUUGAUCGGGUUAUUGGCUCGUGCACAGCCGGGUCAGACGGUGUAAACAGGUCCUGUUCGACGUAGUGUUGCAGAGCGGCUGAUGAUGUCAGAGGAACAGACGGUGUCUCUGGUCGAUGUUCUGGAGGAGGAUGAGGAGCUGGAGGAAGAAGCUUCAGCCGUGUUGGCAGGAAGUGACUCUGAUCACUGCUCAUAUCCUCAGGGUUAUGUGAAGCGUCAGGCUCUGUACGCCUGCAGCACCUGCACACCAAAGGGAGGAGAGGCAGCCGGAGUCUGUUUGGCCUGUUCGUACAAGUGUCAUGAAGGUCACGACCUCUUUGAACUCUACACCAAGAGGAACUUCCGCUGUGACUGUGGAAACAGGAAGUUCAACGAGCUGCAGUGUAAACUCCACCCUGAGAAGGAGGAGGUCAACAGUCUGAACAAAUACAGUCAUAACUUCUUUGGAGUUUACUGUACCUGCAACCGGCCGUACCCAGACCCAGACGACCAGGUGGAGGACGAGAUGAUUCAGUGUGUGGUGUGUGAGGACUGGCUUCAUGGCAGGCACCUGGGCUGUGUGGUUCCAGACUGUGUGGAGCUGCAGGAGAUGAUCUGUGAAUCCUGUAUGAACAAAAACCCUCUGCUCUGGACCUACGCUGCCCACCUGUCAGUUCCAGGUGCAGCACAAGUGAAGGAGGAGUCAGGAGCUGAUGAGUCAAACACAGACCUUCCGAAAAAAGAAGAGAAGGGUGAUGAUGUCAUCGAACCCAGCUGUAAGAGGAGCCGUGAGGAGGCGGAGCCAAGCUGCAGACUGAAGCAGCUGCAGGCGACUGGUCAGAAAAGAGUCCAAUCAGGAGCCGUGUUCUGGCCGUCAGUGUGGCGCUCCAAACUCUGCUCCUGCAGCACCUGCAAGGAGUGUCUGUCUAAAGCUGGCCUGUCCUUCCUGUUGGAUGAGUCGGACACCGUCCUCGCCUACGAGAACGAAGGAAAGAACAACGAACAGAGACAGCAAGGACACGACCCUCUGAUGUCGGCUCUUGACAACCUGAACCGAGUGCAGCAGCUGGAGAUCAUCCACGGGUACAACGACAUGAAGAGUGAACUGAAGGACUUCCUGCAGAGGUUCGCAGCAGAAGGAAAGGUGGUGACUCCUGACGACAUCCGUCAGUUCUUCGAGCAGCAGCAGAGUCGUAAGAGACGGCGAGACGAUGCCGGGCGCUUCUACUGCACCUGAUGACCUUUGACCUUCAACAAUCCUGAAAUGACCUUUGACCUUUCUUCACCUCCUGACUGCGAUUGUCCUCCAUCUUUUAUCUUCCUCCUCUUCGGGAUUUUAGUUUUUAUCUGCAGUUUAUUUUGAAGCUUUUGGACUUCCUGUUUUAAUGUCGUCUGUUUCAGAGGUGAGAGGUCACUGACAUCAGUGUCCGUCUGUGUCGUCUUUGUGUUUCCUUUUUAAUGAAAACUAAUAAAACUCAAUCGGCUGAACAACAA
Molecule: messenger RNA, 1573 nt
Organism: Epinephelus fuscoguttatus (brown-marbled grouper)
Lineage: Eukaryota; Metazoa; Chordata; Actinopteri; Perciformes; Serranidae
Gene: ubr7
Product: ubiquitin protein ligase E3 component n-recognin 7
Exons: 12
Coding region: 183-1316 (377 amino acids)
Cellular component (GO): cytoplasm
Molecular function (GO): zinc ion binding; ubiquitin protein ligase activity
Source: RefSeq, a predicted model, not a curated record